GUGACGGCGGCGAGGAGGGACGGGGGCCGAGCGGGGCCGGAGGCUACGGCGGCCGGGAGGAAUGCUGCGACGGGCGGCGGGGCGAGGGCUGGGCGCGCCGCUGUGGGCGGUGGUGGGGCGAGGACGGAGCGGUGAGGCGGGCAGCCCUGAGCGAGGCCCUCGCAGCGCCCGCGCCCCCAGGAUCUACACGAGAACGGGAGAUGAAGGCUUCUCCAGCACCUUCACUGGGGAGAGGAGGCCGAAGGGUGACCGCGUCUUUGAAGCUCUGGGGACGACGGAUGAGCUGAGCUCCGCCAUCGGGCUUGCUAGCGAGCUGAGCAGUGAGAAGGGCCAUGCAUUUGUUGAACAGCUUCACAAGGUCCAGUGUAUGCUGCAGGAUGUGGGCUCCAACAUCGCAACACCUCUCUCCUCAGCCAGGGAAGCUCACUUAAAAAGAACAUCUUUUAGUGAGGAGCCUGUUUUGGAGCUGGAGAAGUGGAUUGACAGAUACUCAGAGCAGCUUCCUCCGCUUAGAGCUUUCAUCUUGCCAUGUGGUUCCUCUAGUACAAGCAGGGGAAGCAGAUCCAAACGUGGCCAAAUAUUUAAACAGACUGAGCGACUACCUCUUCGUUUUGGCACGUUAUGCUGCAAUGAAGGAAGGGAAGGAAGAGAAAAUAUAUACAAAGCCAGAACCAUAACUGGAAGCUGGGAUGUUUGUGUUGUAGAUCUUGGAAAACUAAAUUCAGCAGAGUGCUUUCCCCAGGCAUGGAUGGGAAAGAGAGCAAGCCUGAAUUGGGAAUGUGAGCUGCCAAAGACUCAGGUUAAUAUGAUCAGGACCUUGCUCAUAAAUGUUGUAAGGAACGCAGCUGUUCUGUUCACUAGCCUCGCAGUAACACAGUGGUGUUGAUUUCAGAAUUACUCUUUGCCCUGGAACAGAGCUGAGACUUGUAAUAAUUCCAGCUGAUUUCUAGAGUUGUCUUAAUUUCCCUGGGCAGUGGCAGGUUCUGUGGAAAGACUUUGACAGGGCUCUGAGGUAUGAAGAAAACAAUCAGCUUUCCUUUGUAAGUCAUAAUGCUCAUACAGAACAGGUACUGUGCUGAGAUUCAGGAACUCUGUCCACAAGCUUUGAAAUAAUAAAUGUGAUUUACUUGUACCAAAGGGCCCUUAACUGUCAUGCUUUAAUACUGAGCCCAGCUUGCUUUUCUUUUUUAAGUUGCUUUCAAUCCAUCAGCCCUGGCUGAAGCUGAGCUGUGUAGAUUUACAGGAACACACUUAGAAUUCUUUGGCUCUGGCUGUCUCUCUUUAUGCAUGUGAAAAAUGUGUCUGUGCUGACAAUCCCACACAUCCUCUGCCAGGAACAGGCUUGUGUAGGACAGGAUUAAAAGAGAAUGGGCCAAAUCUUACAGGUCGUGUGCAGGCAAGAUCUGCUUAGUUAGCUGGGGUUAAGUCCCUGCAGGGCUGCCCCUCCCAGCACACAGACCCCUUGAGAACAGCUUGGUCAGCAUCCCGCUUUAACUGCAGGAAUUGGUUUGAGUCCAGUUAUGAAAUAUCUGCCAGCCAGGGACCACUCAGGUCCAGUCUGCACAUAGAGGGGUUGUGAUGAGGGGCCUGGAGCUUCUUCAGCUGAUGCAGUGAGAGGUGAAAGAAAGAGGCCAAUAGCUACAGGCGUUCAUAUCUCAGACCUAUGAAUGUUCUGAGGAGUUUCACUCUCAUGGAGCAUUCAGCAGAGGGCAUUGGAAGGUGUCCUAAAGCUUGGAGAUCCUGGCUGCAAACAUCACAGUAGUAUUUCCAACACAGAAGACAUCCUCUGUUGGAGCUCAUCAAGGUCAGCUGAACGCUUCAUCUUGCAGAACAGCUGCAUGCUUUGUUGCAUUGUUUCUUGACUUGCCCUUUUUGGCAAAUUUAAUUGUAUCAAUUUACAUGAUACAAGCUUAGCAGCCUGAUUUUCUUUCUGGAACAAAAAGCGACCUCCAAGUAAACUGACAGAGCAAACUAGAAUUCAGGAAUCUUAGGCUCUUUUGGAAGCUUUUUCAGCUUCCUGAUGGAUUGGACUGCCAAAAAACAUACUCAGUGUGUAAACAAGUGUGUUACAGCCAAGUGAAUGUAUUAACACCCUGCUACUCACUCUGUAUACAGAAUAGCCAGACGUUACAGUUGAAGUCCAAGUCUCUUACAGCUUGGUAAUCUGGAAGGAUAUGUGUGAGACAUUGGUUUUAGUCUUCUGCUUGUAAGGAGGAGCAUCAGAGGACAGGGGGCUGCGAGGUGAUUGCACAGGUGCUUGCCCUGCUGUAAGGGUGGCACUCGUGGUGGUGGGAGCUCUUAAGUCACACAGUUUCCACUGUUCCAUUAUUUCAAGUAGGAACAACUUUGAAGUUGCUCCCCAAAAGAGGCUCUGGCUUUUGUGUUAACCUCUUAAUCAGAAGGGGGUCAGUGUGAAGAACACCCAGCACUAACGGACUCUGCUGUCUCAUUAUUCACCUCUUUUCUUUUAAAACACAUAUUUCAUGGCUAUUGUUAAUGCACAUUUUUCACAGAGUAAUUUUCCAAACCUCAGCCUGUAACACAUCCCAAUGACAAAUGCUCUUGAUUUGGACUGUACCGUCAGCUGCAGUGUCACAUCAGACAUUUUCUCAAUGCCUGCUCCAGACAGGCCAUCCAGUUUUAUGAUAGCUCUGUCUCGGUGAUCACUAUUGAACCUUAAGAAUCUAGAGGCUUUUCAAGUUUAAUUGAAUAAAAUUCUUUGCAAUAUAAAUUCUUCAUGAAUGCUAUAUAAAUCAGCUCCAGGAUGGAUUUAUAGUAUUUUCUUUUUUUUCCAACUGGGGGGAAGAAAUCUCACUACUGUUUUGGGACCAAAGCUAGCAUUGUUUUGAGUGCAAGGAGGAAUAAAUUUAGCUACCAUGCUCUUAGAUGAUGUAGAGAUUAAAUUUAUUAGGGUUCACUCAGCUUCCAGCUCUCUCUUUGUACCCUAACAGGUCUGUGCAAUUGUUUCUGCACGGCUGAAGCUGAGGGAUGCUAGUGUGUGGGGUGCCUCUGUUUUCCAGAUAAACAGGCACAGGAGCCAGUGCUCAAAUUUAGACAGUAGGAGAACUCAGGCUGAGAGCAAUCCCAGCCACAGGGGCAGCUAGAGCUCAGCAGAGCUGAGCUCCACAGAGACCAUGCUUUGCCUUUGGUGAGUUUACAGCCUACAGAGUAUUUACCCAGUGCUUUAGCACCAGGUUGUACAGCACUUGCCUGUAUCAAAUGGGCUGCUGGCUGUUAUGUUGCAGCCAGGGAUACAGGAGCUUUUGCACCAGCUUCUAGAGUGGCUGAACUGGCAGCUGCUAGCACUCAGGGCAGCGUGCAGGAAUGCCUCAGAGCCUAGCAAGAGAAGGCACAGGUGAGCAAAGAAUCAUUGCAAUUAAAUACAGGCUUUAAAACUAGUAAAGUGUUGGUGCUGGGUUUGGUUUUUCCAAGUCCUUCAAUUCCACCUAGCAAAUGUAGCCAUGCAACAUAGGGAUUCCAGUGCCUGCACCUCAUUAAUAUAGUGGGAGAAGGGCAGAUGCUGUGUCCGUGCUGACCGUCUGCAGAGCCCAGACACAUUCCUGCCUAGCAGGGUUCCUUAUUUAUGAUUACGUUGGAACUGCCAGCAGAGACAUAUGUUGCUAAGGGUCGUUUAUUCUUGUUUGUAAAAUGUAUGGCUGCUCCUAGCUUACAUACUGUCAAAACUGGAAGAACUGGCCCCAAAAUCUCUUGCUGCAUGAUUGGAUCAGACGCCUGUACAUCUGUUAACGCUGUAGGAGCUGUAAAAUGAAAUAAGUUUCACUAUAACUCAAGCACCUCUAUUACCACCACAAUGUGCAAGCAGCAGAGCUGGCUGCUGCUCUUGCAGAAAUGACACAAACAUACAUUUUGCCAAGUUGUAUGUAAAUUUAUACAAGGCAGCAUUGCCCCCGCUAACACAGAGAAGGAAGGGCUGAUGCAUGCGUGUGCCCCCACCCUGAGGGAUGCACUGGGGCUGCAGCCACAGGGGGAAGUCUUGAGGUGUACACAGCCACACUGCACUGUCUCUGUCAAGCUGCAGGUGCAAAAGGGACCACCUCUGCCAUUGGGUCAAGUCCUCUGCUCCUGAAAUACUCAUCUAGAAGGAGUCAAAACUAAGCUCUAGAAAUGCUUCAUCUCAUGCUGCUCAGUGCUGCAGGGAGCCAGGACAGCCCAUCCAUCUGAACACACAACCAGCCCCUGCCCAGAGCACAGUACUAUCAAAUGGAGGAACUACCAGGCUGCAGUGCAAGUCACGGACGCUUGAGAAGCAGCAAGAAGAGCUGUCUGCUCCCAAAAUAUGCUCCUGCUUGAGUGGGACCCCAGCACCACUCCAGGUCAAGCAAUCCAGCUCUGCUCCAUACCCCACGUGCACAGUCCCAGCACCUCACUGUGCACAGAAACAGCCCUGACAAACUCAUGCUCGCUUCUCGGUGCCACAGAAGCAGGCAUUUUGCAGGCCUGCCUGUCUGUUGCCAGCUUUCUGCCUUCACAGCAUCUGCUGUGAGAUUUCUUUUUGCCGUUUCUGAUGGUGCCAUAUGCCUCAUUGUCAAAACAAUGGUGCUUGCACACUGACUGGGAGCCCUGGGCCAUGCUCCCACCGAGCUUGAGCCCCAGCUGAGCCCCACAGCCCAUGGGGCUGCCCCAAGCACUGCGGAGAAGCAGGACCAGCAGCCACGGCUCUGUGUGAUAUGAAGGGUCCCACAAGCACCUGCUUACACUGAGGACAACAAACCCCCCCCUUAAGGGCUAUCACAGCACCCUGCAAGACUGCACAGCAUUUCUCAAAGUAUAUUCUAGAACACAAGUCCUGCUCCAAGGAACCCCACCAGGUCUCUUCCAGGCUCAGAGCUGCUCACAGCCACAUAGGCAGUGCCCCAGGGAGCUCAGCUCAGGGCUGCCAGAGCACGUGUGCCAAGAACCAGCCUGAAAAAACAGAUCCCCAAGCACCCAGCAGCCUCCAUGCCCACCCCACAGCCUGCUGGCAGAGGAACUGAUGCCCCAAAGCUCUGCUCCCACUCUGCUGUGCACUCUGCACGUUACACCCCGUGGUUUCCCUACCCUUGGGGAAAGGAAGAAGAACCAUCCAAUCAUCAUACCAGGUUUAUUUUUUCCUCUUUCCUGCAUUGCUUAUACAAGAGAUGCACCAAGGUCUCUGCAGCAGCAAGUCUUCUAUAGAAAAAAUAGUCAUUAAUCUCCCGUGGCAAAGCCAUCCCUGUCCUACAAAGGACACCCGCGCAGAAUACAGCAGUGCAGGCAGGGAAUGGUUCUCAGCCUUCUGCUCGGCUGAAAUCGUAUUAAAGACUCUCAGUUGUACAGGAGUCAGCUACUCAAAAGAAAUAUUAUUGUUGCACACACGGUCACCAGGGUGCUUACUACACAAUCACGUUUUAUCUGCUAGCUACAAAAUUGGAUGUACUGUCUGGUAGUGCAAUAUUUCCAGGUUGGGAGGGACCUGGCUAAGACCACAUUAAGAUCUUUUCUAGGAAUUGUACUCCUGAGGAACGAAGGGAAAAAAGAGGAGCAAAGAUUUUACUUCAUUGUGUUCAAAGCCUUUCACACAACAAUCAAUGUGCUCAUUGAGACUCCUAGAAAAAGGGAUCUGGUGUUAUACUUUAAGCUAGGGAUGGUACAACUCAGAGCCUAAGCCUCUCAGCUACACAGUUAACAGCCUAACGCUGAAAUGCUCUUUAAGUAAAAAAAAAAAAAAA
Phasianus colchicus (ring-necked pheasant) is the source of this 5708-nucleotide messenger RNA. It is a transcript of the gene MMAB, whose product is annotated as metabolism of cobalamin associated B. The record is from RefSeq and is a predicted model, not a curated record. Gene Ontology annotation, molecular function: corrinoid adenosyltransferase activity. NCBI's taxonomy places the organism in Eukaryota, Metazoa, Chordata, Aves, Galliformes, Phasianidae.